Molecule: messenger RNA, 4112 nt
Organism: Octodon degus (degu)
Lineage: Eukaryota; Metazoa; Chordata; Mammalia; Rodentia; Octodontidae
Gene: Kif24
Product: kinesin family member 24
Exons: 13
Coding region: 125-3976 (1283 amino acids)
Biological process (GO): microtubule-based movement
Molecular function (GO): ATP binding; microtubule binding; microtubule motor activity
Source: RefSeq, a predicted model, not a curated record
GCCUCAGGUCGGGGAAGCCUUGGGGCUCUCUUCAGAAGGGAUCACUUUUUCUCUGUCCCCUGAUGGGAUGGUUUGAGAAGGAAAUGUGAAGACCCCGAGAAUUUAUAAAAACUGAUUCAUAAAAAUGACAUCCUGGUUAUAUGAAUGUCUUUGUGAAGCUGAACUUGCACAGUAUUAUCCUCAUUUUACUGCCCUUGGCCUUCAGAAAAUAGAUGAAUUAGCCAAGGUUACAAUGAAAGACUACUCCAAACUGGGAGUCCAUGACAUGAAUGACCGCAAACGUCUCUUCCAACUGAUCAAAAUCAUUAAGAUUAUGCAGGAAGAAGAGAAAACAGUCAGCCCAAACCAUCCUUUUCAGACAAGCAGCCAGUACCUUAAGACUCAAAAAUUCAAAUCUGGCCCUUGCAGACAACUACAGUUUGAUUCUCCUAAUGACAACAAAGACAGAAUUGCUAGCAAAAAUGGGUUUGAAAUGCAUAAUAUGUCAGAUUUCUCUGAAAAUGAGCAGAAGUCCACUAACCUGAAAGUACUGGAACAUGUGCUCCCAAAUGAUUCCCAGUACCAUAUAAAAACACAAACUCCGAGUGCCACUGCUGCUGAUUCCUAUGUGCAAACAGAAACAAAUGCUUCAUUGUCUUCAUCAAAUCUCUUUUCUCCGAUACUGGGAAAUUGUGAUAUUCCCAUUAUUCAGAGAAUCUCUCACGUUUCGGGGUACAACUAUGGAAUCCCUCAACCUUGUAUCAGACAGAACACCUCAGAUAAAGAGAAUCCUUGGACUGAGAUGGAGAAAAUCAGAGUUUGUGUUCGAAAACGGCCUCUGGGAAUAAGGGAAGUACGUCGUGGAGAAAUUAAUAUUAUUACUGUAGAAGACAAAGAAACUCUACUUGUGCAUGAGAAAAAAGAAGCAGUAGACCUCACACAAUAUAUUCUACAGCACGUUUUUUAUUUUGAUGAAGUCUUUGGUGAGGCGUGCACCAAUCGAGAUGUAUAUAUGAAGACCACUCACCCCCUCAUUCAGCAUAUUUUCAAUGGAGGCAAUGCCACUUGCUUUGCAUAUGGACAGACAGGUGCUGGAAAAACCUAUACUAUGAUCGGAACCCAUCAGAACCCAGGAUUGUAUGCUUUGGCUGCCAAAGAUAUCUUCAGACAACUGGAAGUGUCCCAGCCACGAAGGCACCUUUUUGUGUGGAUCAGUUUCUAUGAAAUCUACUGUGGACAGCUUUAUGACCUCCUAAAUAGAAGAAAAAGGCUCUUCGCAAGGGAAGACAGCAAGCACGUGGUACAGAUAGUGGGACUGCAAGAACUCAGGGUGGAUACCGUGGAGCUCCUCUUAGAGAUGAUCUCAAAGGGCAGCAAGGAGCGCAGCACCGGGGCCACUGGAGUUAAUGCAGAUUCCUCCCGCUCCCAUGCUGUCAUUCAGAUUCAGAUCAAAGAUUCAGCCAAGAGGACAUUUGGCAGGAUCUCUUUCAUUGACUUGGCUGGCAGUGAAAGAGCAGCAGACGCCAAGGAUUCAGACAGACAGACAAAGAUGGAAGGUGCAGAAAUAAACCAGAGUCUUCUGGCUCUGAAGGAAUGUAUCCGAGCAUUAGACCAGGAGCACACCCAUACUCCCUUCAGGCAGAGCAAACUAACUCAGGUUCUGAAGGACUCUUUUAUUGGCAAUGCCAGAACUUGCAUGAUUGCGAACAUCUCACCAAGCCAUGUGGCCACUGAACAUACUCUGAAUACCUUGCGCUAUGCUGACCGGGUCAAAGAGCUAAAGAAAGGCAUUAAAUGCUGCACUUCAGCUACCAGUCGAAAUCAGAUAUCUGGGAAUGCCUCUCCAAAAAGGAUUCAGAGCUCUCCUGUAGCCCUGCCAGGGGACAAGUGUUCUCCAAAAAAAGUCAAGCUGGGGUUUCAGCAGGCAGUCACAGUGACACCUGGCUCCACAAAAGGAAAGUCCCAACCUCUGGCUAGCCACUCACCCAACAUUCCUUGUGCUUCUGUACCUAAGAUCCCCGGUAAAAGGGGCAGCUCCAGAGGGAGUCUUCCUCAAGAGUGGGCCAUGCAGACUGGCUCUGUCAAAGAAACCAUGCACUCUGGACAUUUGGCCAAAAGAGCAGAAGAAUCAGUACCAUUGUACUUUGAGAAAAGUCACAUUGUCAACAAGACUUCACUUGCUUGGGGGCGCAGGAUCUCAGGCCCAGGAGAAGGCCCGGCACGUGGUAAGCUGCCCCCGAAGUGCAAGAAGGUACAGACUGUGCAGCCAGUACAGAAGCAGCUUGUGGCUCGCCUUGAGCUCUUCUCUGGCAGCAGCCACCGCUUAGCAGAAGGCAGUCGGAGCAGCAAGGCAGGCUUACCUGCCAGGCCUGCAGCUGAAGCUUGGACACACAUUCCUGCACAUCAGAAGGAAAGGGAGGAGCAUUUGCGUUUCUAUCACCAGCAGUUCCAGCAGCCACCUCUCCUCCAACAGAAGUUAAAAUACCAACCACUGGAAAGAUUCUUAUGCCAGUACAGGACCCCAGAGGGCCCGCUUCAGAACGAGGCUCCUAUCAUCCAUGCUUGCUCUGAGAGCCAGGAUGGCACUCAGGGCGAGGACCUUGAUGACAGUGACUUCAGCGAAGAUUCUUUUUCACACAUCUCCAGCCAAAGGACUACAAAGCAGAGAAGCACGCUGGAGAAGAGCGCAAGCUCUUUCUUCCUUCAUCAGAAGGGAGAGCAGAGGCCAGAAGAGCAAGUGGCAGAAAGGCAGCAGAGUCUGUGUUUUAGCUCCAGGACAGAUGGAGAUGAGAAUGCUCUAGCUGAAAGCUGGGUGUACCCUGGGGACCCACUAGGCCACAGACCAACAUUCAGUCAUCGCCACAGCCCAAGUAAGCUGCACUUAGACUGGAGCCGAGAAGAGGACUGUACCUCCUCAGAGGUAGCUCCCAGAGACACGCCGGCAGAGAAGCCUCCCUGCUCACAGGUCAACUUUGUAUAUACCCAGAAAAGAAGUGAUGGCCCAGUCACAGAACUCAGUCAGGACACCUGCGGAAGUGAGGCUCCUAGAGAGCCGGAGGGCAGCUUGCCAUCCCUGGAAGAUGGUUCCUCUUUCUCUCUAUCCCACAUUGCAGGGUCUUCUCUGGAGCAGCUGGCCCAAGACAGGGUUGUGCACAGUCUCGUGGCAGAGAGCACAGGGGUGCCACCUGUGGGCCACACAGUGUUACCUGACCACCAAGAGGCAGCUUUGCCAGGGUCUUCAGCCACUGGGCACCUGUGGCUCUCCUCCUCUCCCCCUGACAACAAGCCUGGAGGUGACCUUCCAGCUUUGUCCCCAUCACCCAUUCGUCAUGAGCCACCUGACAAGCUGCCCAGUAGGGAGGCUGACCAGAGACAGCCCUGCCAGAGCAGGGAGCCCGAGCUCUUCUCCCAAGAACUUCUGAGCAGUGAGAAGUAUGGUACCGAUGCUGAGGAGACUGGGCUGGAUGGCUGGUGGAAUUUCCUGGGAAAGCCCUCCUCUGCCACACGAACUGGGAUACACCAUUCUGGAUCUGCACUUGCCCAGCAAAUGGGAAGUUGUGAUGUGGCUGACCAGCCCUGGGGCCAGGAUAGAAAAUAUCUUAGGGGGCUCAGUUGGCAGGAGCUCAGUUUAACCACAGACCCUGUCAAGUUGCCUUGCAACCAUGAGGACAUCACAUGGCUCAAGCAUAGGCCAGUGUCAAGGUGCUUGGUAUCACCAGACUCUCGCCUGGUUCCCAGCUGCUCUGCCAGGACUUCAGGGACACUGACUCAGCCCACCCUGGAGCAAGCACAGCAGGUGGUCAUCCAUGCACACCGGGAACAACUGGAUGAAAUGGCUGAGCUGGGCUUCAAGGAAGAGACUCUGGUGAGCCAGCUGGCUUCUAAUGAUUUUGAAGACUUUGUUACCCAGCUGGAUGAAAUCAUGGUUCUCAAAUCCAAGUGCAUCCAGAGUCUGAGGAGCCAGCUGCAGCUGUACCUCACCUACCAAAGGCCCUGAGAGAAGAGCUGUCAGAAAAAGGUCUUACUACAAGUGGUGGGGACCAUAUAGGAGAGGCUUGUGCAGGGCUGUCAGGCUUAGCAAGCCUUGUCCAGUUCUUUCUUGCACACACUGCAAUCUGUUCCCUAGGGCCUUU